GUAUGACCGAAUAAUCUUGAACGCAAAGUAUCAUGGCUACCGCUGUAUAAAACGUGGUGACGAUAAAACUACUAUUAAAUCAAGCAAAAUAUGUCUCUACAAGCGUCAGUGACAAAGUCUAGAGAAUUAUUUAAACGUAUUCUCGCUCUAUCCUCCAAUAAAAGUCACAGAACAAUCUUACGAUGUUAUUCAACAGAGAACAAAAUAAAAAGAUUCGCCGUUCGACUUAAUGAUCGUUUGAAAAUUUUAACACAACUAUUUGCUAUACAGUGUAAUUUUAUAGCAGCACAAAGAAUUAGGAGAACUUUUCAAAUGGUCAAUUUAUAUUAUAAUCUGGGUUAUAACUCAAGUCACUUCAAAAAUUUCUUCCAACUGUGUGCCUCUAGUUUCUAUAAGUCAAGAAGAGUACCAAGGUUAUUUGCUGCUCUUGGAGCUUCUGUACUAUUCAACUGGGAUGAACAAAAAAUUAACGAUGAUGAAAUUGAAAGCUGUGCGGGUGAAAUAGCUAUUUUUAACAAAAUGCAAGAUAACGCAGAGUCUAAUAAAGAAAUGACCUUGAACGAAUUUACCAAUGAAAAAUGGGAAACGAUUAUAACAGCUAAAAAUCUACUUGUUUAUCGAAGACCAUUAGAAAAUUCAUAUUUAUACGAAUACAAAGUCUUUGGAUCCUUCUUCGAUGUAUCAGCAAGAGCAUUCUUCAGUGUUCAAGCCGAUUUAGGUUAUAGGAAAGAAUGGGAUAAGCUUGUUGUUGAUUUAGAUGUGGUCGAUAGAAAUGAUGACGGAUCUGAAGUCGUUCAUUGGGUAACGCAUUUCCCUUAUCCGAUGUAUCGGCGGGAUUAUCUCUAUAUUCGGAAAUCCGUUGUUGAUCCACAUAGAAAAUUGAUGAUAAUGGUGUCUCGAGCCACGGACCAUCCUAAGAAACCAAUUACCGAUGAAUAUGUUCGAGUUUCGACAUAUCGUUCCGAAAUGUGUAUCAAACCGCACACAAACUUUGAUGACAAUGGAUUUGAUUAUAUUCUAACCUAUUACGACGAUCCUAAGGGCAAUUUUCCAAGCGCAGCCUACAGAUGGAUGGCUAGUAAAGGAGUUCCUGAUUUUGUAGAGAAAUUACACAAAGCUGCUUUAACGUAUCAGAGUCGUUACCCAAAUGCCAAUAUGGAUAGAUUAAAAAAGAAAAAACAUAUAUUGUAUGAAGAUGACAGCAAGGAAGAAGAUUGUCAAAAAGUACCGAUGUAA
Dimorphilus gyrociliatus is the source of this 1236-nucleotide messenger RNA. The record is from the annotation of a GenBank genome assembly. Lineage: Eukaryota; Metazoa; Annelida; Polychaeta; Dinophilidae.